Molecule: messenger RNA, 192 nt
Organism: Racocetra persica
Lineage: Eukaryota; Fungi; Glomeromycota; Glomeromycetes; Diversisporales; Gigasporaceae
Source: the annotation of a GenBank genome assembly
AUGUUAACUAUUACUCAACAAAAACAAACUCAACAUGCAAAUAAGAAGCGUCAUCAUCUCGAGUUCAAUAUAGGUGAUAAAGUACUACUAUCAACAAAAAAUAUAGUUAGUCCAACUGACAAACAGAGACCUACAAAGAAACUAUUACCUAAAUAUGUAGGACCCUACUUAAUCACUAAAAUAAUCUCAAAA